This is a messenger RNA of Arabis nemorensis, 405 nucleotides long. The record is from the annotation of a GenBank genome assembly. NCBI's taxonomy places the organism in Eukaryota, Viridiplantae, Streptophyta, Magnoliopsida, Brassicales, Brassicaceae.
AUGGACCAAGGAGGUCGUGGUGGCGGAGGAGCGGAGCAAGGGAAGUACCGAGGAGUUCGAAGACGGCCUUGGGGCAAAUACGCGGCGGAGAUACGAGAUUCAAGGAAACAUGGUGAACGUGUGUGGCUUGGAACGUUCGAUACCGCCGAAGAAGCGGCUAGGGCGUAUGACCAAGCUGCUUUCUCCAUGAGAGGCCAAGCCGCGAUUCUGAACUUCCCUCAUGAGUAUAACAUGGGGAGUAGCGGGGGCGGCGGCUCUUCCGCGGCCACGGUGGCUGGAUCUUCCUCCUCAUCAGUCUCCGCUUCUUCUUCUAGGCAAGUUUUUGAAUUUGAGUAUUUGGAUGAUAGUGUUUUGGAGGAGCUCCUUGAGCAUGGAGAGAAACCUGACGAGGGCAAGAAGAAGUGA